Molecule: messenger RNA, 2484 nt
Organism: Durusdinium trenchii
Lineage: Eukaryota; Dinophyceae; Suessiales; Symbiodiniaceae
Source: the annotation of a GenBank genome assembly
AUGCCAUGGACUUGGGAUUCGCCAUCCCCUGCAGAAAGCAUGGAACACAUGGAUGACAAGAUCCUGCAGAAAAUCAACGAGUCGUAUGUCCAAUCCUUGAUGAAGAUGAUGUCCUCCAAAGUCUUGAAGGAGCUACGGGCAGAGAACGAGACGAUACAACAACACCUGGGAGCGCUCACCUCAGAUGUCCACCUUUUGGCUUCUCAACUUGCAUCGCGAAAGGAGGACAAGUCCUGGCACCAUGAAGCAAAGUUGGAAGCCCUCAGAGAGGAGUUGCACCUCGGAGCUGCACGUGAGAAAGAGCUGGUUGCGGAGUUGGGUCAGCUGAAGCGACUAGUGGAAGGCCGUCACGAGGAUCUCCUUGCUCAUCAUCGGCACUUGGAUAAGGACCUGCGAACAGCGCUGCGGGAACUGCGAAGCGACGCAUCGGAGGUGCAGCGGGAUUCCUUGAACUCCUUGCAGGAUGUGCGAAGCUCGCUGCGCGACCUGCGGAGCGACCUGGAGGAACAGCGGGAAGCCUUGAAAUCGCUCCAGGAGACUGACUUCCUGAAGCAAUUGGGUGAUGCGCGACAAGCGCUCGCAGAUCUGCAAGAGGAGCGGCAGUGGCAUGAAGAUGCCAUGAAACAGCUCAGAGACAGUCAUCAGGAUCAACAGAUGCGCCGGCAAGCCGACUCUGCAGACUUGGACCAGCGUGUGGAGGGCUUCCGACAGAUGUUGGAGUCCACCUUGCCCAACGACGAGCUGGAAAAACGCCAUCAGGUCUUGACGCAGCACAUGGAGCAGCUCAUGGCACAGCUUGAGAAGAACAGACGUAAGGACAAGGAAGAGCUUAAGGAGAAGUUCGACCAACUUCAACAACAUAGCGAAGGCCGGAUGGAAGAAUGUCUCGACAGAGCUCGUCUACUUGAUCAGGACAUAUUGGACAAACUCAAUCCGGAGUUGCUGAACAUUAAGGCCUGCAAGGAAGCCUGCCCAGCUCCAGAGGAUCCGGAAAAGCGUGUUCGCCUCUUCUCCGAGCAUUGGUCGCGGGUGUCCAGCAAAACCAUCAGCAAUCCCCAGCGUGUGGAGGUGGUGCGGCUGCCUGGUUCUCAUGGCUGUGGCAAUAUCAGCAGGCCGCUUCCUGUCUUCCCUGCUGGCCUACUGCAAAUGCGUGAGCUUCUGCCAAAGCUCUUCAGCGGACAUUGCGACAUGGGUGAGGUCCAGGACUGGGCUCACAAGACCAACUUCAUUCUGAUAGACCUCAGCAUUGGCCAGGCCCUGCUGGUCGGCACCGGCGUAGAGCUUGUUACACCUGACUCCUCCUUGGGGAGCUUCAAGGACGACGGGUCCAACGAGGCAGCUCCAGCCUUACAAGGCAGUGAUUACUUGCUCCAGGCCCAACGCUUGAGUCGCUGGCUUCGCAAGCUGCCCAACACCCACCGUGGUUGGAUUGUGGUCGCUGAUGAGGCGCUCUCCCUUUGGCAGCAGCGCUUUGUGCGAUCAGGCCGGCGAUAUCCGUUGCUAUCUCCCGCUUGCAUCUCCAGGGUCACGGCACAUGGAGGACAUAAGUUUCGCGUCACUCCAGGGACAAAGUGGUGUGGCGAUGCAGGGUGGAGCCAUGUCGAUUUUUUCCCGGUCCUUCGUUCAGGAACCAACAUUCCAGCAGAGAAACGGGUGCCCAUUUGCAUCUCCUUCAACAAAGUUGGCUACUACUACCGAUUUGAGAAUUCUGUGAGGGGCUGUAUGGGCAAGCACCGGCCAACUGGAACUCAUUGGACACAUGCCCACACAAUCUACACUUCGCGGGAUGCCACUGGCCAAGCAUACUGCGUCGGGAUGAAGGAGGAUCGGGAACAUACGCGUUGGACGAUGCAGAAAGGCGACAUUUGCAGCAGCGAUGGCUUCAAACACAGCUUUGGAUUCCGAGCCAUGCGCAAUGACUACACUUCACCGUUGGCACCGUGUUGCAUUCUCGUGGCCUUGCAAUCUGAGCUUGGCUCCAAAGAGACGCCGUUACAACGAUUUGCAGCUGGCAAAGAGUGCGAGAGUAGCAGCGAGUGGAGGGUGGUUUACAAGCUGGUUCUUUGGUCCAAGCCGAUUGGUGCCGAACAUCACCGAAUGUGCUUGGCCGCUGGCAGCUCCGAGAAGGUGGCUGAAGAUGGGUCAGCAGCACGGGAUCCUCAUGAGGUCUUCCGUGUCUUUUACGACUCGGCCUGCGAAAAGAAGAGCUUGGUGACGUUUGAAGGUGAGCGCAAGUUCUAUUGGACCAUUAGCACGGAGAACCUUUUUCUGCCAGAAACUGCGACUGGAGUUCACCUGUGCCUUUGUCAUGUGGUGCUUUCCAAGUUGGCAUCUCCGCAGGAAUCCGUGAAGAAGAAGGACAUGCCAUUCUACACCUGGGUCGAGUCAAAGUGCCCACGGGGUGCAAAGAAGGAGCUAUGCUUCAACACCCUUGAGCCUUCAGAUGUGCUGAACGCGGUGCAUUUGGUUGAUGAAAUUGUUUAG